Messenger RNA from Rubroshorea leprosula, 1576 nucleotides. The record is from the annotation of a GenBank genome assembly. NCBI's taxonomy places the organism in Eukaryota, Viridiplantae, Streptophyta, Magnoliopsida, Malvales, Dipterocarpaceae.
AAGAAAAAAAUGCAGAAUUUAAAAAAGGCCCGGUAGGGGCAGGCCCAGUUUCGAUUUAGCCCGCCUAAGAUUUGAGAAAGAGGAAUUGCCCGAAACAACUCUCUAGAAACCCUCUGCAGCUCUGUUUCUCUCCCUCUGCAACUGAUGGCGGCACUUAGAAAACUGGCUGGUUCUGCCGCCGCCGCUCUUCACUCUCCGCUUACUCCUCCACCCUUUCUCAUAUGUCGCAGAGGUAUAGCCUCUAAGCUUUUUGUUGGAGGUCUGUCCUUUUGCACCACGGAGAAAGGAUUAUCUGAGGCAUUUUCUCAGUAUGGUCAAGUAGUUGAAGCUAAGAUUAUGAUGGACAGAAUUUCUAGCAGAUCAAAAGGUUUCGGAUUUGUUACCUUUGCGUCUGAAGAUGAAGCUGAGAAAGCUAUAGCAGGGCUGGAUGGAAAGGUAUUGAAUGGACGUGUAAUCUAUGUGGACUAUGCGAUGCUCAAAUCUAGUUUUGGUGGAGGAAUGCCAAUAGCAAGAGGGCCUCCUGAACCAGCAAAGGAGAACUGACUCUAUGCAGCUGCUUUAUUUUCAAAGCUACUGUCAGGGAGAGUUAGACACCUUAAGCUUAAGUCGUACAUAAAGCACCUUAUUUCUUAGCUCAUUCUAGCAAAUAAUACAACUAAUAUUUGGUACUUUCAGAUCUAUGCCGUGUAGCAGCCUGAAGGAUUGCUUAGAAAGAAGCAAGAAGUGAUAAAAUUGUGUCAGAGCCCUGCAGUAAUAGAGUCCAGUAAAUAUUAGCCAUCAAUGUUCAAAUUCAAUGGUUCGAUUUGGCCUUCAAGUAUGAAUUGUUGUAGCAAACAAUAAACAUUUAAACUUGGAUUGGAUGUUGUAUGUUUAAAGCUUAUGUUUCUCUUUCUAAGGAAACAAUUGUUCUUCUGAUUUAUUAGCCCCCAUCAAUAAAGGGUCUUCUAUUAUUCUAUUCAGUAAGCAGAAACUACUGCGCAGAAGAUUCACCAUAUGGACUGAGAAUUUGUGCAUUUGAGACGCACUCAAGCUUUCAAAUUACAACAGCGGCACUAUUCACGCACGCCAUCUCUAACUUGUUUCUCGAGCCUCAUCAAUAAUAUAGACGUGGUUGUUGUCAAAGCCUAAUGUUUUACCUACUGCAUUUGCCACCACCUCUGAACUCAUAUUAAUGCCAACGUCUUACUUCACAUCUAAUUGUGGGAGAUCAAAUCAAUUAUCCAUUCUUCAUGAUUAAAUUUCAGAUUAAAACUGGCCAGGAAAGCCAACCCACACUUUAAAUACGGUGUCUUUUCAUCCAAAUUACACUUCUCCACUUUCUCUUAUAAUUCUCCACCUUUGCCUAGGUGAAGAUGAGGUUAAUGAUGAAAAAGAAGAAACCACCCCACCUUCCUAGUUUAUUGGCUUUUGCUAUUGGUUAAGACACGGCAUUGCCGAAGAUGUCUUUUCUUUAACCUUUUUAUAGGUAGAUCUUGAAUAUAUCUAAGGAUUAGCCUCAUGAUGCUAUAUUGUAUUAUUUUGUAAUUGUAAUUAUUAGAACUGUUGCAUUGUAUUAUCAUAAAAAAAUAUUUUAUUG